AUGUCGCUAGAGGAGACGCCCGAAUAUCGGAAGCGCAAGAGAACUUCCCAUGCGAAAAGUGAGCCCUGCACAACAUGCGCCAACACCGGCGAGGAAUGUGUCUACGGCACCGAGGCAGUCCCGUCAGCCAGGGUGUCGGGAAUGCUGGACGGUAAAGCCUCGUCGCAGUAUCAUACAUCUCCCACGGCCAUCAUCUCGCCUUCCACGAUCAACGUGGGCCACCGCCCCGACAGUCCGGGAGACCACAUGUCCAAUGCCACGCUGUCAGCCUUUCAUGCCUCCACCACCGAGUCGAUCCUCGCCUGGCCGCACUUUGAUGACUUCCCGUCCCUGCGCAAAGAUCACAGUCUUUCCGUCUUUCACCUGGAGUCCAGCCGUGCGCCACUCGCGCCUCGUGCAACAACGGUGCAUCCCUAUGCCAGCCGCAGCGAAAUAGACCGCGUGGUGCAGAGUUUCCAGCGCAACGUCAAUUUUUGGUAUCCCACCAUGUCGGUAGCCCAGGCGGCCGAGGUACAAGUGCACAUAGCUGCGGGCAUGUUCGCCGACAGCGUCAAGUCUUGUCUGGCUCUUUUGGUAAUGGCCCUGGGCUGCACAAGUGAACUGGUCCGCUCGUACGAGGAACAUGAAGAUCCGGACUCGGACGAGCUGGAGCUCCGUAGUCAUCGGUGCGCGAUGGGCCAGCUCUAUUUUGACUGCGCAUUCAAAAAGAUCUACCUAGCGCAGGCCGAGUGCACGAUCCCGGCUCCCCGUCAUACCAAGGCGUUGACACCUUCUGACUAUUCUAGCAUCUUCUUUGCAUUCCUCCAGCGUCCUCUACAAGCAUGGUCGUUUAUUCACGCCACUGCCGCCAAAUGCCGUCUCCUCUUAGCAUACAAUCCCCCCGACGCCAACCUCGCAGAGCAAGAAUGCCUUCGUCGGAUCUUCUGGUCCUGUUACAUCCUAGAAAGUGACUACCUCGCCGAACUCUCCGCACUCCCUCAAACGGGCAUCGCUGACAUCGAGUCAUCCGUGCCCCUGCCCGGCGAGUUCCAGACGCACCUAUCGCAAAACGACGAGGAACAAUCCUCCCUCUACUUUCUCGCCUGCAUCUCCAUGCGCCGGCUCCUCAACCGCGUCCACAACCUUCUCUACGCGCGCGACACCGGCGUCGCCUUUGAUAACCACCAGUUCCCCUCCGUCGUCGCCGAACUCGCUCACCAGCUCGAGGAAUGGAAGGACCUCCUCCCUCCGCCGUUUCAAUUCGCCGUCGACCUCCGCCCGCUGGCCUGCACCGCUGGCGCGUUCCUCCGCCAGCGCUACCUCACCUGCAAGAGCGUCAUCUACCGCCCGUACCUCACCUGGGCGCUCUCCAUGACUGCCACCGCAACGGUAGACAAUUUCCCGCCCCAGCUCUUUGAAGGGUGCCAGGUCUGCCUCGAGGCGUGCUGGCUGCAUGCGCAGAACCUGAGGAGCUAUCCACAUACGGUGCUGGUGGAUACGUGGAUCUGCUCGUUGUCGUAUGACUAA
Molecule: messenger RNA, 1506 nt
Organism: Aspergillus terreus NIH2624
Lineage: Eukaryota; Fungi; Ascomycota; Eurotiomycetes; Eurotiales; Aspergillaceae
Product: fungal specific transcription factor domain-containing protein
Exons: 6
Coding region: 1-1506 (501 amino acids)
Biological process (GO): DNA-templated transcription
Molecular function (GO): DNA binding; zinc ion binding
Source: RefSeq, a predicted model, not a curated record